CACUGAUGAUCAGUGUGCCCUGAUGAUCUGUGUAGCCCCAGCAGUGCCACCUGUCAGUGUCCAUUAGUGCCAUCUGUCAGUGCUCAUCCAUGCCACCUGCCAGUGCCCAUCAGUGCCACAUAUCAGUGCCUACCAGUGCACAUCAAUGCCACAUAUCACUGCUUGUCCAUUUAAGCGCUCACCUUUUUCUUUGAUUUACACAUAUAUAUGAGUGCUGCCUUUCAGUGCCCAUCAGUGAUGCCUGUCAAUGCCCAUCAGUGCCACCUACCAGUGCCUCCUCAUCAGUGCCCAUCUGUGCCACCUAUCAGUGUCCAUCAGUGCAGCCUAUCAAUGCCCAUCACUGCAGCCUUAUUAGCGCACAUCAGUGAAGGAGAAAAAUCACUUAUUUAUAAAAUUUUAUAA
Molecule: messenger RNA, 402 nt
Organism: Staurois parvus
Lineage: Eukaryota; Metazoa; Chordata; Amphibia; Anura; Ranidae
Source: the annotation of a GenBank genome assembly